AUGGGUUCGAGGUUUACAUUCUCAGAUAUGCAAAAUCCUUUGUUUCUUCAUCCAUCUGAUGGACCUCUUUCCAUCAGUGUGACUAAGUUACAAGGUGCAGCUGACUACAGAGCAUGGAGGAGGUCAUUUGAGAUACAACUCUCAUCCAAAAGAAAGCUCGGUUUUGUCAAUGGCACUGUGACAAGAAGCAAUGAGGAAGAAGUCAAUGCAACUCAAUGGGACACCUGCAAUGAUCUGGUAACUUGCUGGCUUCAUGCUAAUGUAUCUGAUUCUAUCAAAAAUUCUAUCUUGUUUAUUAAAAAUGCUCAUGAAGCAUGGAAACAGUUAGAAAAAAGGUUUAUGCUUUCAAAUGGCUCUAGAAAAUAUAAGUUAAACAAAGACUUGUUUAAUCUGAAACAAAAUGGUAGAAAAUUGGAUGAAUAUUAUACUGUAAUGAGCAGCCUGUGGGAUGAAAUUGAGUCAACGAACAUGCUUCCUUUGCUCACAACUGUUGCACAAGAUGUAUCAGCUGUAAUGAAAGCUAUUGAAACUCAAAAAGAGGAAGCCAAACUGUUUCAGUUCUUAAAUGGUCUUGAUGACAGUUAUAGUCCACAAAGAAGUCAGUUGUUAAUGCAAUCACCCUUACCAUCUGUUGAGUCUGCUUGUGCUGUGAUACAACAAGAAGAAACUCAAAGAGAUGUGCUUGUUCACAAUGGUGGUCUGGAGGGUGACACAUCUGCCAUGUAUAGCAAGGGUGGAAUGAACAUAGAAAGAACAGGUAGCUGCACUGCUUGUGGGAUCAAAGGACACAGUAGUGAGAGAUGUUGGACUGUUGUUGGAUAUCCAAAAUGGCACUACAAAUACAGCAAGAAAGUUGGAGGCAAAACUGAAAAUAGAAGUCAGUCCACUGGAAAGUAG
Messenger RNA from Spinacia oleracea (spinach), 897 nucleotides. RefSeq lists its product as uncharacterized. NCBI's taxonomy places the organism in Eukaryota, Viridiplantae, Streptophyta, Magnoliopsida, Caryophyllales, Amaranthaceae. Bases 1 to 897 code for a protein of 298 amino acids. The record is from RefSeq and is a predicted model, not a curated record. The transcript has a single exon.